This is a messenger RNA of Dibothriocephalus latus, 320 nucleotides long. The record is from the annotation of a GenBank genome assembly. NCBI's taxonomy places the organism in Eukaryota, Metazoa, Platyhelminthes, Cestoda, Diphyllobothriidea, Diphyllobothriidae.
ACGAAUUCACACAGGAGACUCUGAACAGUUUCGCCUCAAUCCUCGAGUCCUCCAAUCAGCCGGGCUCAGACAAGUCCUCGCCCUCGCAUCCUGCAGAGGGCACCCUGCAGAAUCGCAACCCCCACCCUAAUCCACAAGUGCGAGCCCUCGCCUCUGCAGCUUACUCUCAACGACCCAGCAGCAUGGUCUGCACUGGUGAUGUGAAACUCUGGCCGGAUGGUGAGUCUUCCUCUUUCUUCCAUAUACUUCAUAUAUUUAUUUCCACCGAAAACUUGCCCUCUGCUCAUCUACGACAGAUUGUUCGAUUGGGGACGGCCUGA